This is a messenger RNA of Budorcas taxicolor (takin), 3829 nucleotides long. It is a transcript of the gene STARD7, whose product is annotated as StAR related lipid transfer domain containing 7. NCBI's taxonomy places the organism in Eukaryota, Metazoa, Chordata, Mammalia, Artiodactyla, Bovidae. The transcript is spliced from 8 exons. The coding region runs from base 1 to 1152 and encodes 383 amino acids. The record is from RefSeq and is a predicted model, not a curated record. Gene Ontology annotation, molecular function: lipid binding.
AUGUUCCCGCGUAGGCCGCCGGCCGGCCUGGCCGCCUGGCUGGUGGGCGCGGCGGCGGCGGCGGCCGGGCGCGCGGGCGCGCGGGGUGGGGGCCUGCUCGCCCUGCUGGCCAAUCAGUGCCGCUUCGUGACGGGCCUGCGCGUGCGGCGCGCGCAGCAGAUCGCGCAGCUCUACGGCCGCCUGUACUCGGAGAGCUCGCGCCGCGUCCUACUCGGUCGCCUCUGGCGCCGGCUGCGUGGACGCCCGGGCCAUGCCUCUGCUUUGAUGGCGGCGCUCGCCGGCGUGUUCGUGUGGGACGAGGAGAGGAUCCGGGAGGAGGAGUUGCAGAGAUCCAUUGAUGAGAUGAAACGGUUGGAGGAAAUGUCAGGUAUGUUUCGGAGCUCUGGAGCUGAGCGCCACCCCCCAGAACCAAAAUCCCAGACAGAAGGGGUUGAAGAUUCAGGAGGCAAAGAGCAGCCGUGGGAGAUGGUGAUGGAUAAGAAACACUUCAAGCUGUGGCGGCGUCCCAUUUCAGGCACCCACCUUUACCAGUACCGAGUGUUUGGAACCUACACAGACGUGACACCACGGCAGUUCUUCAAUGUUCAGCUGGAUACAGAAUAUAGGAAAAAGUGGGACGCCCUGGUGAUCAAGCUGGAAGUGAUUGAGAGGGAUGUGGUCAGUGGCUCUGAGGUUCUUCACUGGGUGACCCAUUUUCCUUACCCGAUGUACUCACGGGAUUAUGUGUACGUUCGGCGGUACAGCGUGGAUGAGGAAAACAACGUGAUGGUGUUGGUGUCACGUGCUGUGGAGCACCCGAGUGUGCCAGAGUCUCCAGAAUUUGUCAGGGUCCGAUCAUACGAGUCCCAAAUGGUUAUCCGUCCACACAAGUCAUUUGAUGAGAACGGCUUUGACUACUUGCUGACAUAUAGUGACAACCCCCAGACCGUGUUUCCUCGCUACUGCGUUAGUUGGAUGGUUUCCAGUGGCAUGCCAGAUUUCCUGGAGAAGCUGCACACGGCCACUCUGAAAGCCAAGAACAUGGAGAUCAAAGUGAAGGACUAUAUCUCAUCUAAGCCUUUGGAAGUGGGGAAUGAGGCCAAAGCCGCCACCCCAUCUUCUGAGCGCAAGAGUGAGGGCAGCUGUGGGCCUGCCCGCAUCGAGUAUGCUUGACAGGCCCUGGGGGAAGCGGGGCCAGGCGGGUUCCAGUCCUGUCUCGGUGUCAUCACGCCCUCUGCUGCGAAACAGGGUGGGUUCGAAGGGGUCUGCUGUGGCCACCACUGUGGGCUGAUUCAGUACUGCUCUCAGAGCCCUGCUGCUCUGUAUCGGGACAGAAGGAGGAGGCAUCGAAAGGGCCUGGUCACGGUCUUGGGCCGCGCAUUUUGAAACUGGUGUUUCCUGGAGCUCCUCUGGAGCCAGCCUUGCCUCAGGCCGGAGGGGACAGCAUCUGUCGCUUUCUCUGCCCACAUUGCGUUCUCAUCCUCGGUUCUGCAGCACUUUGGGUGGGUUUCCUUUGGUUCUGAAGGUCCAGCUGGACCACGUGGAUGGUUGAGUCUCCAGUGAGGGGUCGUGGCCAGGGGCACUCUGGGCCACAGUCCUGGUGUCGAGGGGGGUGUGAACUGUCGCUUGGCAGCGUAAGUGCCUUGUCCUCACCUUCCCGUCUCUAGGGACAUAAAGUUUGUUCCAAGAAAUGUCGAUCUCCGCCUCCCGUUGCCGUUCCCACGCAAAGCAGUUUCCCUGAGUCAGCCGGUUCUUCGGUGUUCAUGUGCUGUGUCCGUCUGGGCCACUGCCUACCCUGUAGCCCGUUUGCCAAGAACACUGGGAAGCUAACGCUGUCAGACAGUGACUCUGUCAUCAAUGUUUUUGAUAGGAUCAGUGGAGAUGCUCAAAACAUUAUCCAGUUUAGCUUUGUGUGUGGUGGUUUUUUUAACUUUUGUGUUAAAGACGGGGGGUGAAAUUAGGGAAUGGAAUAGGAUUUUUUUCCCAUAGUCUGGACUGUAUAGACAGCACCGUUUUGAUUCAAGCAUUAUUUUUACACUUUGGGUUUGAUUUGAUGCCUGCAAAUAGGCCAUCUUGGAAGGCUGAAGGCAGAGGGGUGGGGGUUGGGCACCUCCCUGGAAGCCGUCAGAACUACAGACAAGCUGUGUGAGCAGACAGAUGCAGUCGGUCCCAAAUGCUGGGGGGAUGUGACUUACGUGACCCUGUGAAAAACUUUUCGUCGUCUUCUGAGCUAAAAUUAAGGCAAACCACGCUGUUCCGAUAAAGUCACAAUCAGAUGGGAUCAGCCUGGCCUGGCUAACGGGGCUUAUGGUCAUGCUGCCGUCUGACUGGGAGCAUCGGGACGGGCUUCAGGGCUUCAGAUCCUCCUCCUCCCCCUUAUUUCUUAGAAUAUGAAUGACUAGAUUUCCUCCACCCCCACUUGCUACCCUUUUGUGUUGCUGAAAGAGGAGCGAAAGCGGAGAUUAAGCCCCUUAACCUUUUUGUGGCCUAAGUUUUGUGCCAAGGAAAUGCCUGCCCCACUCUUUGACGUCUUGCAGUCUCUGCGUCGUUGGCAGACCAGAGGGGUGCCUCGGACAGUCCCGCUUCUCUUCAUCGGUUGUGUCUCCCUGCUCAUCCCCAGGGAUGAGUCCCUGGGUUGCGUUGGAACUGUGCGCCUGUGACUGUUGGGACGGGUUGUAAUGGACGAGUGCCGUGAGUACACUUGAGCAAAGGAGCUGUGCGUUGCUUGUGUGCUUUUCGGCAGUUUGACUCUGCACUUGGUGUUGGUUUGUACAGUACUUACGUCAUUGUAAUGAUUUCACUCCUGACUGACGUUUUUACCAAAUGCGUGAAUAAAUACAUAAGGAUUGGUAUGAAACAAUGUGUCUUCGGACGUACGUUGUCAAGGAAGUCUUGCAUACUGGGCUUAUUAUUUCUCCUGAUCAAAAAGCAUGUUCCCGCCAGCAUAGUUGGCAUAUGGAAGCAGCAAGGUGUGGGAACAGUGUUAGAAGGGCCUCUGGCCUGGGUCUGGAGCCCUGGAGCCGAAGAGGGGCAGUGGGCCCCAAAGCCCAGGGCGUGGUGGGAAGUGAGGUCACAGGCGGUUCUGCUGGGAUGCAGGUUGGUGCGGGUGACAGCUCCAUUGAAGACUCCGAGCACACGAUGAGUGUUGUGUGUGUGUGUGAUGUUGCCUGUGGGAGACAAUGAGGUGAACACGAAUGCACGCCCAAGACUGUGGCGGCUCCUCCACAGUGCUGGGAAGCCCUCAGCUAGCAGGCCUCCUGUUAGAGGGCGUGGACUGUGGGUACACGCGGGCCUCUGCAACCCUCACGUACAGACAGAGCUGGGUGCUGGCCUGCGCCCUGCUUGGCGCCCUGCCCGCUGUCCAGGCUACGCGUGAACACUUGCAUGGAGAGGCGGUUGGGUUCCUGAGAGCAGCGUUUGUGCUGCCAGACAGCUCCAGCUUUCAGAAAGUUCUUUACCUGACGCCAAGUGGGCCUCAUCCUGUCUACUGAAGGGUCAAGCCCUGAGCUUGAAGCAACACUGGAAAACUCUCCCGCGGAAGAACCCUUCAUUUUCUUGAAGGCGGUGCUCAUGUGCCAGCUUUUCCCAGGCUUUAUGUCACCAGAACUUUAAAAUUCCUCCAACUUUCUGAGUACUUCUCUGGUGGUCCAGUGGUCGACUCUGCCUUCCAAUGCAGGGCGUGUGGAUUUGAUGCCUGGUGGGGAGCUAAGAUCCCCCACACCUUGUAACCAAAAAACAUGAAACAGAGGCAGAAGCAGUUUUGUAACAAUUCAAUAGAGACUUUGAAAAUGGUCCACAUCAAAAAUAUGUUUUUAAAAAUUCAACUUUUUUUUUUGAACAAUUCUAUACA